Molecule: messenger RNA, 923 nt
Organism: Homalodisca vitripennis (glassy-winged sharpshooter)
Lineage: Eukaryota; Metazoa; Arthropoda; Insecta; Hemiptera; Cicadellidae
Product: ribosomal RNA-processing protein 7 homolog A
Exons: 7
Coding region: 97-891 (264 amino acids)
Biological process (GO): rRNA processing; ribosomal small subunit assembly
Cellular component (GO): UTP-C complex; CURI complex
Molecular function (GO): RNA binding
Source: RefSeq, a predicted model, not a curated record
CAACCAUGAACCAUCAAAAGCAUUCGUGCAUUUACCGUCUGCACUCUGCCCGCCUCCAGAGCCAGACUGCAGUCAACUUUUAUAAACAACUACAUCAUGUCUAUCACUGAAAUUGGUGGAUUCAAAGUGGUACCCGUGAAGUUCAAGGCCUCGAGCAGUGCGCAACAUUGGUUGUACAUAAAAGAACACGCAGUUCGAGAGAAGUGUCCAGAGAAACCGGCCGACAAAACGCUCUUCGUCAUUGGUGUUCCACCGUAUUGUACAGAGGACGCUCUCCAGCGGGCGUUUUCAAAAUGUGGAAAAAUCAAAAAAGUUUACCUUCAAGCGAAACCAUCAUCUUCUGCUCCUCCUGUAGACACGUCCAAGUUUUUUCCAAAACAUUCCAUCAUAAAGGGGUUCAAGGUCGCGUACAUCGUGUUCGAGUCGGUCACAGGAUUGCAAGCAGCCCUCGGACUGGACUCUCUGGAACCCCUCAUUCUCUCCUCGGAAUCAGCUUAUGUUGAAGUUGGCAUCAGGAAGUGGAGCAGAGAGUACAAUGAGCGGAUCCCACAAGUGUCAGCACUGCAAGCGGAAGUGGACAGCUUCAUGGAGUUGUACGACAAGAAGGAGGCGGCUCAACGUGAAGCGGAGGGCCAGGAAGUAGACGACGAGGGUUGGGUCACCGUUACCAAGCGUGGCCGGAAUCCAGGGUUUGCAAGAAAGGAGAGUGUUGAGAAGAGGAUACUUGGGAAAGAAAGGAAGAAGAGAGCGAAGAAACAACUCCUCAACUUCUAUAGGUUUCAAAUUAAGGAGUCUAAAAUGAAUCAACUGAUGGAGCUGAGAGAGAAGUUUGAAGAGGACAAAAAGAAAAUUGCCCUGCUGAAACAAACCAGGAAAUUCAAACCCUUUUAGUUGUAAAAUUUAAUAAAAUAUUUUUGUUUAAA